UUCAAUGGAUGUUAAAAAAAAAAAAGCCAAAAAUCCCUAAAACCCUAACCUUUAUUCAUCCAAAACCCUAAAAACCGUGAAUGAAACAACGAUCCAAUAACAAUGGAAUCUCGACCUUCGGAAAAUUCCCAAUCUCUUCAAAACUUAGCUUCAGGUCCUCUCUGUUCUUCUAUUUCCUCACUCUCUUCUUCUUCUCGAGCCCUCCCUUCCAAUCAUGACUUUCAUUUCUUUAACAACUUCAACGUUUUCAAGCACCCAAUCGAUCAAAUCGCCAAAACAUCGGAUUCUUUGCUGGAAUCCAUCGGCUUAUCGGCUAAAACCUGGGGCGCCAACAAGGCGAUCAAUUUCCCUAACAACAUUGAAAGUAUAGCCGAUGAUGAAGCUUAUGAUUGGCUUGUUAAUAUCAACGACGAAAUCUUGGAACGGUUCGACGUUUCCAUGGACGAAUUUCAAAGGAUUCGAAAGAAAGAAGAGGAAACGGGUCGGUUUAUAGGGUCAGAUCCUGACAAUAAUGGAUUUCAGUUGGUUUACGGGAAGAAAAAGAAGAAAACGGAUAGUGGGUUAAUGAGUGACUUGGUUGGUGAGUCAGUGAGUGGGAAGGAAGGUGGGUCUUCGAGUUCGUCCGGAGUGAAGGUGAAGAACGGGGCGUUGGCUGUGGUGACGACGGGGAAAGCGAAGGUUCCGUUUCAUAUACCAACGAUACGGAAGCCGCAGGAAGAGUAUAAUAUACUUGUGAAUAAUACGAAUCAGCCUUUUGAGCAUGUCUGGUUACAGAACAGUGAGGAUGGGCAGCGUUUUGUUCAUCCACUGGAGAAGCUAUCUGUUGUGGAUUUUGUCGAUAAAGAUAUAGCAGAUAUUGAGCCUGUAAAACCCCCCUCUAUUGAAUCUACCCAAUUCAAGCUGGUGGAGGAAGCAAAAGAUUUGAAAGAGUUAGCAGCUAAAUUACGCGGUGUGAAUGAAUUUGCGGUUGAUUUGGAGCAUAACCAAUAUCGAUCUUUUCAAGGAUUGACUUGCUUGAUGCAAAUUUCUACCAGAACUGAGGAUUUUAUUAUAGAUACUUUGAAGCUUCGAAUUCAUGUUGGCCCAUAUCUUAGGGAAGUAUUCAAGGAUCCCACCAAGAAAAAGGUUAUGCAUGGAGCAGACCGGGAUAUUGUGUGGCUUCAACGGGACUUUGGCAUAUAUUUGUGUAAUCUAUUUGACACUGGACAGGCCUCAAGGGUCUUGAAAUUGGAAAGAAAUAGUUUGGAGCAUCUUCUGCAACACUUUUGUGGAGUUACUGCCAACAAAGAAUACCAGAAUGCAGAUUGGAGAUUACGUCCUCUUCCUGAUGAAAUGCUCAGAUAUGCUAGAGAAGACACACACUAUUUGCUGUACAUUUAUGAUUUAAUGAGAAUUGAAUUGCUAUCAAUGCCUAAGGAACCUGAACAUUGUGAUGCUCCUUUGGUAGAGGUCUACAAGCGAAGUUCUGAUGUAUGCAUGCAACUGUAUGAGAAAGAGCUACUGACAGAGAAUUCAUAUCUCCAUAUAUAUGGGUUGCAGGGGGCUGGUUUGAAUGCUGAGCAGCUAGCAAUUGUUGCUGGGCUUUGUGAAUGGCGAGACAUUAUUGCCCGUGCAGAGGAUGAAAGUACUGGUUAUGUAUUGCCAAACAAAAUACUUCUUGAAAUCGCCAAGCAGAUGCCUGUAACUGCUAGCAAGUUACGUCGAUUGUUGAAAUCUAAACACCCAUAUGUGGAGCGGAAUCUUGGUGCAGUUGUUAGCAUCAUCAAGCAUUCUAUGCAGAAUGCUGUUGCAUUUGAAGCUGCUGUUCAACAACUUAGAAUGGGGCGUGUGCCAAAUGCAUCAUCAGAACAUGUAGCAGUUAAUGGGGGAGCUGAAGUCUUACCUCCUGAGACUCCUACAGACUUGAAAAUUACAAUUGAUAGCAUAGAAAUCAUAGAUGGUGGCAUGGGGGGACCUGAUAGGAUAACUGCGCAACCUGCUUCUCCUCAACAGAAAGAGGAAUCAUUAAAGUUUGGAAGCAGUAUUACCGGAAUUGAUGCAGACAAAAAACAAGAAAGAUUCCCUUGCAAGCCAGAUGUGAACGGUAUGUCAAUGUCCGUGAGAGAAAGUCUUGCCAUCUCAGGGCAGAUUGGAGACGCAAAUGCUUGCCCAGUUAUUCGACCUUCGGCAAUGAUUGGUACUGGAGCAACUGUUCAGGUUUUAAAGAAACCAAGCCGUGGCUUUGGGGCACUUCUGGGGAAUGCUGCCACAAAGAAGAAAUCUGAUAUUGAUAAAAAGGAGAAGGAAGAGAGUAAGUUGGAGCAGAUCAGAUCUUCAGUGAAUCUUUCAUUUCACUCAUUAUUGGGUUCAGAGGAGCAGUCAAAACCUGCAACGGAGGAGCAGUCAAAACCUGCAACGAAGGAGCCAACUAGAGCACCGGAAGUUUCACAACCUGAAGAACCUCAUACCGCGGUACCUACUGAAUCAACUUCGGAAGAUAUUAUAAUCUUGGAAGAUAAUUCAAAUAAACAUGAAUCGAUUGAUGGCAGAGGUAGCCCAGACAUAACUGAUACACCCGGGGAGGAGAGUUAUGUGGUACCUUGCUCUGAAACAAAUAAGGAAGAUGAGACAAUGUCACUAUCUGAAUUAUCUACAAGCUUCCAGCAGUGCUUCCAGUCUAUUAAUCAAAACAGAAAAGCGGUUAAAGUCAAGAAAUCAAAAGAACCGAGUGGUCUUUUGCAAAUAAAGCCAUUUGAUUAUGAAGCAGCCAGGAAAGAGGUUAAAUUUGGAGAAGAUGCAGAGGAAGAAUCAGUUGGCCAAGUAAAUUCUGCUGGUAAGAAGAAAAGUUCAGCAGUUGGCCGACUGCAAAUAGACGAUGGGACUAAACAAUUUCCUCAAGCUAGACGACGUGCAGCUUUUCCUGCUUCUGGGAAUAGAAGUGCAACUUUCCGAUGAGUCUCCGAUGAUGAAUCAUAAUCCUGUAAGACAAAUGAAAAAGAAAUUUGAUUUUGCAAAUAUAGUGAUUAAAAUAUUGAUCAGUAGAAAAGAUCAAAAUCUUGUUUUCAAGUUAAUAUAAAUUUUCAGUUUGGACUA
This is a messenger RNA of Durio zibethinus, 3072 nucleotides long. RefSeq names its product protein RRP6-like 2. NCBI's taxonomy places the organism in Eukaryota, Viridiplantae, Streptophyta, Magnoliopsida, Malvales, Malvaceae. Gene Ontology annotation, biological process: nuclear polyadenylation-dependent CUT catabolic process; poly(A)-dependent snoRNA 3'-end processing; histone mRNA catabolic process. Gene Ontology annotation, cellular component: nuclear exosome (RNase complex); nucleolus. Gene Ontology annotation, molecular function: nucleotide binding; 3'-5'-RNA exonuclease activity; single-stranded RNA binding. The record is from RefSeq and is a predicted model, not a curated record.